Molecule: messenger RNA, 894 nt
Organism: Microsporum canis CBS 113480
Lineage: Eukaryota; Fungi; Ascomycota; Eurotiomycetes; Onygenales; Arthrodermataceae
Product: alpha/beta hydrolase fold protein
Exons: 6
Coding region: 1-894 (297 amino acids)
Cellular component (GO): mitochondrion
Source: RefSeq, a predicted model, not a curated record
AUGCUCGCCCAAAGACGCCUACUAUCAUCCCUGGGGACGUUCCGACAGUUCUCUUCUUCCGCCAGAUUGUCUCUGGAUUUAGCACACCAAGUAUACCAUAACCCCCAGACAUCUGGAGCUGCUCGACCCGAUGGACGGCCGAUUAUAUUCAUACAUGGCCUUUUUGGAUCCAAGCAGAAUAAUAGGGGUAUGAGUAAAGUUCUCUCGAGCCAGCUCAACUCUGCGGUUUAUGCCAUUGACCUUCGAAAUCAUGGCGACUCACCCCAUGUGCCGAAUCACACGUAUCGGGACAUGGCAGAAGAUGUUGAAAAAUUCAUAGACAACCACAAAUUGGAAAAACCGGUCCUUCUGGGGCAUUCGAUGGGGGCAAAAGCAGCAAUGCUCCUUGCUCUUCGUUCUCCAGAUCUGGUGUCUGCAGUCAUCUCAGUCGACAACUCUCCGACUAGCACUCGACUGAGUGAAAGCUUUCCAUCAUACAUUAAAGCUAUGCAAGAAAUUGAGAUGGCCAGUGUAACCAAACAUAGCGAAGCAGAUGAAAUCAUGCAACGUGUUGAGCCGUCCCUGCCUAUUCGACAGUUCCUCCUGACAAAUCUUGUCCGGCAGCAGGGUGAUCGUACAUUACGGUUCCGAAUCCCCUUGGAUAUCCUUGGAAAGUCUCUGCCAUCGUUGGGCAGUUUCCCGCUGACUGAAUCUGAUGACGUUCAAUUUAACGGUCCAGCUCUUUUCCUUCGUGGAACUCGAAGUCGCUAUAUCAAGGACACGUCGUUUCCUAUAAUUCAGCAUUUUUUCCCGAAUUAUAAGGUGAUGGACAUUGACGCUGGCCAUUGGCUUAUAUCGGAGAACCCUGAAGCUUUCGCGACAGCUGUUGUGGAUUUUAUGAAAGGGUUGCCUUGA